AUGUUAGUUUUUCUAUUUUUCACUGCAACUGCCGCGCAAGCGGUUUUUGACACUGUUCCUGAUGAGCCGAUUGGAGCCCUUAUGUCUGCACUACCCCGAACUCCUGAAGUACUUGUGGCACCUUCAAGAGUAAGUGUCGCUAGUCCAGAUGUUCACAUCGGAAGUCAAGAAAUUCUUUACAAAAGGCCAAAAGUAGUGGUUGGAAGUCAACAAGUUCUAGUUGAAAAGCCUCAAGUUUUCUAUGGCUCACAAAAAAUUAUGUAUGAUAGACCAAAUGUAGUAGUCGGACCACAGAACGUUUUAUACCAGCCACCGAAGGUUGUUGUUGGUGGAAAAUCAGUGGUCUACGAACGACCCGCAGUUUUCUAUAAUCGCCAGAAGGUCUUCUACAACCCACCCAACGUUGUUGUGGGACCUCAGAAUGUUCGAGUUGCACGACCACCAGUACUCGUCAAACCUGCACCUGUAGUUAUUCGUCGUAGACCAGUAGUUUAUGAAAAAAUUGUCCCAGUCGUUAAGGAAAGAAUUCUCCCAGUUGUUAGACCCGUACCCGUUGUUAGGCAUGUAGCCAUGGUUCAAACUGCACCUGUUGUGACGAGAGCUGUCGCAGAGAGAACUGUCGUCGUUGAACGUCGUAAGUAA
Molecule: messenger RNA, 642 nt
Organism: Enterobius vermicularis (human pinworm)
Lineage: Eukaryota; Metazoa; Nematoda; Chromadorea; Rhabditida; Oxyuridae
Source: the annotation of a GenBank genome assembly